AUGGAGACAAGACAGUCUGUUAGGAAAAGGCGAAACAGCUCCGUUUCCAACUCGAGGAGCUCAUCGCCUGUGUCGCACCGGACAAGACAGAGUAUACCUGGAUACUCUGAGCAGACUGCUGCAUCUCCUGCACCCAAGUGCGCAAUCAGCACGCCAAAGAAAUCGAGGAAACGAGUGCGAUUCUCGGAUCCAGGUCCUCGACUACUCGAUCAUGAUGUUUGCUCGACUGGCUUAACACCCGCCAUGCAGCGAACUGCAAUAGUUGCCGGGUUCCCCGGAUCUGGGGACCGUACGCCCAGCCGGAAAGCCCGGCGUCGCUCGGCACCUACACCUCGCUUUCGCCGAUUAUUUGAUCCGGUGGAGCCUUUUGAUGAGACAUCAUCGGAGCGUGUGCGGAGGAUCAAACGGAUAGGUCUGAGCGAUGAGCUCAAUCACAUUCAGCGUGAGAAGCGCGACGUUGCGACUUUCGAGAAGACUUUAGCGACCUUGCUUCGGGAGCGAGAUGCCCUGCAGCAAGAGUUGACUUGCAUGAAGCAGUCUCGAGAAAUUCCGGAAGACCAAUUGCCGUCUUAUGAGUCUUUCUGGAUGUCUUCUCAGGUUCAAGCUCGAGAAGCCGAAGAACAGACAACCUUGCUAUGUGAUGAAGUAUCCGUAGCCUCGCAUCCGAAUUUGGAAGGGCGCGGACCGUCUCUUGAACAUGACGGUGAUACUUUUAUGCUGAAUGAUAGUGCCAUCAUCGCUUCCAAUUCGCCUGUCUUCCGAGGUCGACGGAGCAUCCACUCACGUAGUCCAGAAAGGCUAGGCCUUUUCGACGGCUCGGACUAUGAUGCUGCAGCUCAGACACCAGUCGAUGAUGGUCCAGAGGAUACUGAUAUGCGAACCUUAAACCUUGAUCUCGAGACCGCCAGGAACGAGAAGAGAGAUUUAUUCGACGCAUGCCGCUCACAAAUGUCCGCCCUCGAGAAUUCCGAAUUGGCCGAUAUUCUCCGCAAGCCAUCUCCGCCUCCUGACUUCUUCGAGAACAUCCUGGCCACUCUGACCGCUGCUUUAUCUCGCGCCUCAGAUGCUACCAAGACUCUUGAAGGUAUUAGCCAGGAAUGCACAAACUUAGGCUUCUCUGGAACCAACACGAUUGAAGUAAUUUCGGAUAUCAGAAGCCACUUCCGCUCAGCACGCCUUGAACUUGAGCGUGCCGUUCCAGGAGAAACAGCCGAUGCAGCACUCGGGGAUGGGAAAGCCACAUUGCGCGCCUUGGUAAAACGAGUCAAAUCGCUGGCUAAAGAGCUUCAAUCGGAACGCAAAUACCACCAUGGCUCAUUGAGUCGUGAAAAGGCCCUUCGCGGACAAUUCGACAACUUAUUACACCGAUACGAAGCAGCUGCCGACAAAAUUGGCAGCCUCGAGGACUCAAUCGCUUCCUCUGCAGGUGACAUGCUCCACACCAGAAUGCGGAUGCAGGACCUCGAGAGCGAAGACCAGGAAAAGACCGUUGGGAUUGACAGAUUAAACACGGCACUGGAUAAGUACCACGAAGAUGUGAAGGGCCUCGAAGAUUUGGUCAACAAGAUGGAGGAUGAAAACGUCGCGAUAAAGUCGAAGUACCGCGCACAGAUAUCGUCUCUCCGUGAACAAGUUGCUCACGAGCGCAAGCAACGAUCCAUCGCUGAGCGCUGUACCUACGAGCACGAAUCUCGCAUCCGUCAACUCGAGGAGACUGUUCAGCGGAACCAAACCCGUGCAUCAGACCUGACAGCCCAGAUCAAUGCACUUGAGAAAGCGCACCAAACCGCUCUUCAAGAAAAGACACAAGACCAGCAGCAACAUGCACAAGAAACAGGCACAUUGAAUGUGCGAAUUUCAGAGCUCGCAACAUCCCUUGAUGCCAUUCGGACGGAGGCUCAACGUCUCCGCCAGGUCAAUAGUGGUCUCGAGGAGCAGUUGCAAAUCGAGCUUGAGGCCCGUGAUGGACUUUUGGAUCAAUGGGCUGCUGAGCAGGCACGCUCAUUUGCUCAUAUGAAAGAGACUGUCAGCUCUGAGCGCCGCAGAGCUAAGGUUCGUGCGGCUAACUGGGAGCUUAAGUCCGAUGAUCUCAUGUCCGAUGGAACCACAAUCGCGGGAAGCGAGCCUAUUACCCCAGUCAGCAUGACGCGCUUUGUUGAUGUGGAGAUGGGGAGGGGGAAGGUCCGAAGGCGCUUGGACAGUGGUGUUGGGAUCCUUACGGGAGAUGAGCUCCUGGGGAGCGAAGACGUCUCGGAUAAUGAAUUGCCGACGUCCAAUGUCUUUGGUUUAUAA
This is a messenger RNA of Penicillium pulvis, 2292 nucleotides long. RefSeq lists its product as uncharacterized. Lineage: Eukaryota; Fungi; Ascomycota; Eurotiomycetes; Eurotiales; Aspergillaceae. The record is from RefSeq and is a predicted model, not a curated record. The transcript is spliced from 2 exons. The coding region runs from base 1 to 2292 and encodes 763 amino acids.